Papaver somniferum (opium poppy) is the source of this 759-nucleotide messenger RNA. RefSeq lists its product as uncharacterized. The transcript has 2 exons. The record is from RefSeq and is a predicted model, not a curated record. Lineage: Eukaryota; Viridiplantae; Streptophyta; Magnoliopsida; Ranunculales; Papaveraceae. Bases 185 to 568 code for a protein of 127 amino acids.
AUUGGUUGGUUAAGACGCUAUGACACUCGAGCACACAAACUUAUUCUUUUCUUCUCGCCCUUGUUGAUUUCCAUUAUUUACCUUUCGAGGCCUUGAUUGCAUAUUUAAACUUAACCAUCAAAUUUUCUUCAAGCUCAUCAGAUUACAGAUUUUCUUUGUGUUUCCCGUUAUUCCCACUUCUUUAAUGGCUUCGAUUAUGAGUUCACAAGGUCUAGCCUUAGUUACUGCCAUGGCAAUCUCUGGUUCCCUUGUAUUGAUUACCUUAUACAAGCAAAAGACAUUGGCUGAUCAAAAUUCUAAGGCGAACGCACGAACAUUAAGACCUUGUUUAUCUUCAGACAAGAACACAAGAGAAAAGAAAAAGAAGAAGAAGAAAGUUCGUUUCGCUGACGAUGUGGUUGUUCGAGUUGUAACGGAUGAUAAGGAUAUCAGUAGCGAAACAUCUAGUAAUAAUCGAGAUUAUCAGUUUAAGGAUAGGGGAAUCUGCGCCGCAACGCACACGAACCGUUGUUCACUCUACCAGGGAAUACUCCGUGAUCGAGUUCACCGAAUAGCCUAUUCGUAUUGAUAAGUCCAGUUUAGUUGAGUAAUUGUUGCUUGUUUGUAAAUAAUUGGUCUCUUGUAUAGUUGUUGGUUUUCCCUCUUUUCCUUUGUAAAGCGUCAUUUCAAUCGAACACUCUAGCAAAUUCAGACGUAUUCGAAGGGGAAAAUAAUUUGCGUAUAAACUCUGUUAAAUUACUAAAAUUUUAAAAUUCCUAA